Rhincodon typus (whale shark) is the source of this 1038-nucleotide messenger RNA. RefSeq names its product tripartite motif containing 59 (gene trim59). Gene Ontology annotation, cellular component: cilium; intraciliary transport particle B; centrosome. The annotation marks the transcript as partial. NCBI's taxonomy places the organism in Eukaryota, Metazoa, Chordata, Chondrichthyes, Orectolobiformes, Rhincodontidae. Gene Ontology annotation, biological process: cilium assembly. The transcript is spliced from 2 exons. Gene Ontology annotation, molecular function: zinc ion binding. The record is from RefSeq and is a predicted model, not a curated record.
CGGCUAUUCGCUGCUUUUUGAAGAGGGGAUUUUCCAGACAUGCGCUGUGUGAAUACCGAGCUGGAAGAUUGAAGGGUUAGCUAGGCCAAGCAGCAGAAACUCUGCUUCAUUCAAUGUUCUCUUCAGCCGCCAGGAGAGCCGUGCCCUAGUCCCGCCGCGUGUUCAUUUUGCCUGACAAAAAUGGAUCAUUUUGAGGAAGACCUAACAUGUUCUGUAUGCUACUCCAUCUUUGAAGACCCUCGUGUAUUGCCUUGUUCUCACACUUUUUGCCGAACCUGUUUGGAAAACAUUGUUCAUGAAUCAGGAAAUUUGUCCAUUUGGCGACAUCUUCGAAUCCCACUAAAAUGUCCUACUUGUAGAAGUAUUGUGGAACUUCCCCCAGUGGGCAUAAGCUCAUUACCAAUAAACUUUUCACUGAUGGGAAUUAUUGAGAAAUACCAGAAAGAGGAACAUCCAAACACUCCAACCUGCACAGAGCACUUCAGGCAACCUUUAAACAUGUUCUGUUUGUUGGACCGUAAAUUGGUAUGCGGUUAUUGCUUGACAGUGGGCCAUCAUCAAGGCCAUCCCAUUGAUGAUCUCCAGAAUGCUUAUAUUAAAGAAAAGGAAACAUGUAGCAAACUUAUUGAACAACUGACUGAAAAACACUGGGCCAAAAUAUCGAUUUUCAUUGAACAACUGGAACAUCAGAAAUCACAAAUGGAACAAACCAUUCAACAAGAAGAAGAAAUCGUCAUCCAGUAUUUUGAGAAUCUGCAAAAAAUAGUGGAAAGCAAAAAACGAGCUUUUCUGGUUACUUUUGAUGAGGUCAACGUAAGAAUUACCAGUGAGUAUGUUCCAUUAAUUCAGAAAAUGCAAAAUCUAAAGGAAGAACAACAUGACCUUCUAACAUCUAGUACGUACUUGGAAGAUGAAAAGGAUCCUUUGAUUUUCCUUGAGAAAGUUCAUAUCUACCGUCAGAGGGUGAAUAAUUUAAUGAAAACCCAGCUUCCUUUUAUUCGGCCAUUGAAUAUACAACCACGAGCAGGACAAUUUCUG